CCAAAUUUAAGGUCCCAUAUCGACAUGGCCAACAAGCAUCAGCACAUGGCUUUGCCUUGGGUGGUUAAUGGCAAAAACUUCAGCUCCAACUCAGCUCCUGUUUCCAGCCUCUUAUAUAAAUACUUCCACUUCCAUAAGCCUUUUCAUCAUCUAUUCAGCCUUCAAAGAUAUCUAGACUUCUAGCUGACUUUCUUGUUUCCAAAAACAAAACAAUGCUCAGUGCUAAGAAACUCAUCAAGAUGGCCAGGAAAUGGCAGAAGUUUGCGGCCAUGCAGAGGAAGAGGAUUUUACUUCCAAGAAAUAGCAAUGAUGCAGAUAGUUGUAGUACCUCAUCAUCUUUUAUAGCCAACAAAGGCCAAUUUGUAGUGUAUACAACUGAUCAAAGUCGCUUUGUCAUUCCCUUGGCUUACCUGGAAAAUGAGGUCAUUUUACAACUUUUAAACAUGUCUGAAGAAGAGUUCGGGCUACCAAGUGGUGGUCCUAUUACAUUACCAUGUGAUUCAGCAUUGAUGGACUAUAUUGUUUCACUAAUCGAGAAAGGUGCAGCUGCUGGAGAUCUUCGUAAAGCAUUGCUCCUCUCAAUUAAUUCAUGUUGCUGUUCAACUUCUUUGCACCAAGAUUGGGGAAAGCAGCAGCUCCUUGUUUAUUAGUCUUGAUCAUUAUCUUUAGUAAAUAAUAGCUCAAACUAGAUAGUAUAGCAGGUGAAAAAGUGUGUAUUACAGAUGGAAUACAACUAUAUCUGAAUUUUGACCAGAUUUA
Molecule: messenger RNA, 759 nt
Organism: Nicotiana attenuata
Lineage: Eukaryota; Viridiplantae; Streptophyta; Magnoliopsida; Solanales; Solanaceae
Product: auxin-responsive protein SAUR68-like
Exons: 1
Coding region: 213-650 (145 amino acids)
Biological process (GO): response to auxin
Source: RefSeq, a predicted model, not a curated record